CCACAAACCACGGAAAAGGACGGUCAACUCGGAUUGACCCUUACUCAGGAUAUGAGAAGUUGGCUUGAAGGAGGCAACAAACAGACAGAAAAGAACUCCGACUCGGACUCCAACUCGGCUUUAGCUUAGACUACACUACACUACCCUACCCUACACUACACUCACUACCUAGGCCUAGGGCAAGGAUUCUCUACAGUAUUCAUAUAAUUCAACAACACCGCACUCGACAGUCCCAAAAACUUGGAUUCGGGGAGUAGGGUUGUUUGUCGAGUAUACUUCAAUUGAUACUUGUGGUAUGACGUGAGUAUAUGCUCGAAUUGUUUCUACAACCACAACCACAACCACAACCACCAAGAUGCUCCCGCCAACCCCAUCACCAUCGCCUCCACCGGCGGCCAUCAUGUCCGGCGCGACGGCUAUCUCACCAACAUCAGCAUCAGCAACAACAUCCACACCAACAAUAGAGGAAGAACUGACAACCGCCCUCCACGAAGCCCUAACCUGCACCGGCUGCACCACCAUCCUCCGCAUCCCCAAAUCCACCUUCCGCGCCGACACAGCAUCCGGCCGGUACGAUCCAGCCCGCACCGUCCCGUUCAAUCCCGCACAAGCGGAUCCCGAUCUGGCGCCGCACGAGCUGCCUCCUGCCACUUCUUCAGACGACGAUGAGAUGGACCUUGAAGCCGAUGAUGCUGUCCACUCUGGUCCUCAAGCCCGCUGCCGGACCCAGGAAUCCCCGAAAUCACAGGUGGAGCAGCAGCAUCGGUACAUCAGCUACGCGGAGCUCACCCCGCCGUCCACGCCCCCCUCCUCGAGUUCCGUACAGGGGCAUCUGUACGAAGCGCUGGUGGCGCGAUAUCUCCUCGAGGGAGAAGAUGAUACCUCGGACGACGGAAGUAACAGCGAGGAUGUCGCGUUCGCGAAAUACCGCGCGGACUACCAUAUCCAUGUGCACUACACGCUGCGGCGGGGAACAUUGAGCAUCUGUCGGGAUGGAAAGGAUGUCUAUGAGUUGAAGGGGUGGAAAGGGCGGUUGCAUGCGGUGGAUUCGGGUCUGAUAGACUUGGAGGAGCUCGAGUCUGGCAUGAUGGACUGGCGCUAUGGGAUCAUCAGGGAAAAGGGUGGCGGCGGGACAGUGGGAAAGGGAGAGGGAGGAUACUACUCCUCCAAUCCCUACCAGUCUUACUACCCAGCUCCAAGCCCGAUGGCGGCUUUGCCUCGGACCCAGAAACUGGGCGGCUGGCCCGACGAUGCAAACCAGCUCAUGGCGUCGCAGGUGGCGCUAUGGAGAAAACGGGGGCUGAAUCGGCAGCGACGAGUCGAGGACGUCCGCAUCAGGUGGGCUUUCAUCAUGGAGGAACGGAGACGGCAGCGACUGGCCGCUCUGGCGCAGGCACAACAACACAAAGCAACUAGCAGUGUCAAGGUGAGGCUGUAUUGUUCGCAGGCCGGCGGGGAUCGGAACCUCAUACGGGAGAUCGAGAUGGAUGGGAGGUCGUUUGGAGAGCUCAUCACAUGAUCUCGAUGAAUGAGUGUCAUGGUCUCAAAGGGAAGAGAAAGGGAAAACUUUUUCUGCUUCAUACAACGGAAUUGAGGAUUAUCAGAGCAUCGCUAGCCACGCACACAAACCUCUUCCUGGGUCAAAACAAGAACACGAAUAGUGAGUGACGGCGGAAAUCCGACAGACCGACAACCCAAACGAAUGCAAGUAGGUCGGUCUCUGUUUGCGAACAGCGCAAUAAUGCAGGUGCAAUGAGCAAGUCAAAUCAUCGAGGGGGAAACGCCAU
Molecule: messenger RNA, 1787 nt
Organism: Aspergillus aculeatinus CBS 121060
Lineage: Eukaryota; Fungi; Ascomycota; Eurotiomycetes; Eurotiales; Aspergillaceae
Exons: 2
Coding region: 356-1519 (387 amino acids)
Source: RefSeq, a predicted model, not a curated record